UUGAGCAGCAGAGCGAGUCCCACGGAUCAUCCACUCAUUUGUUUCUGCAUGUACAUAUCUUUUAUAUCUAUACACUUGGUCCAUUUCAUUCCUAAUCUUUCUUACUUUUUUUCAUUCCAUCUCUGCUUAAUUAUUUUCCAGAUCUCAAACGACAUGGAGACCUUCCUAUUUACCUCAGAAUCAGUGAAUGAAGGUCACCCCGACAAGAUAUGUGAUCAGGUUUCAGAUGCCAUUCUUGAUGCUUGCCUCCAGCAAGAUCCAGAGAGCAAAGUUGCUUGUGAAACAUGUACAAAGACGAACAUGGUCAUGGUCUUUGGUGAAAUCACAACAAAGGCGAAAGUAGAUUAUGAGAAGAUUAUUCGAGACACUUGCAGGAAUAUUGGUUUUACAUCAGCUGAUGUUGGCCUGGAUGCUGAUAAGUGUAAGGUUCUUGUCAACAUUGAGCAACAGAGCCCUGACAUUGCCCAGGGUGUUCAUGGUCAUCUGACAAAGAAGCCUGAGGAAAUUGGAGCUGGAGACCAAGGGCACAUGUUCGGCUAUGCCACUGAUGAAACAAAGGAGUUGAUGCCUCUGACUCAUGUUCUUGCUACUAAGCUAGGAGCCAAGCUUACAGAGGUGAGAAAGAACAAAACUUGCCCAUGGCUCCGGCCAGAUGGGAAGACUCAAGUGACUGUUGAGUACAAGAAUGAUAAUGGUGCCAUGGUCCCCCUCAGAGUGCACACUGUUCUCAUCUCAACUCAACAUGACGAGGGUGUGACAAAUGAGAAGAUUGCUGCUGAUCUGAAAGAGCAUGUGAUCAAGCCUGUUAUUCCUGCUAAGUAUCUUGAUGACAAGACAAUUUUCCACCUUAACCCCUCAGGUCGAUUUGUCAUUGGUGGUCCUCAUGGUGAUGCAGGACUCACUGGUCGCAAGAUUAUAAUUGACACAUAUGGUGGAUGGGGUGCUCAUGGUGGAGGUGCUUUUUCUGGUAAGGAUCCUACUAAGGUGGACAGGAGCGGUGCCUACAUUGUCAGGCAGGCUGCAAAGAGUGUGGUAGCUUCAGGGCUUGCACGUCGCUGCAUUGUGCAAGUUUCUUAUGCAAUUGGUGUCGCUGAACCACUGUCGGUGUAUGUGGACACUUACAAGACAGGGAAGAUCACAGACACUGAAAUUUUGGGUCUAAUCAAGGAAGCCUUCGACUUCAGGCCUGGAAUGAUUGCUAUCCAUCUAGACCUCACAAGAGGAGGCAACUUCAGGUACCAAAAAACUGCUGCUUAUGGACAUUUUGGCCGCGACGACCCUGAUUUCACUUGGGAGACUGUAAAGAUGCUGAAGCCUAAAACCUGAGUUUGAAUCACAGGUCUGCAAAUGAAUAUCUUUUCCAAAAUGUAGCUGUCCUAGUUAGAGGAAUAAAGAAGAUUAGUUCCAUACACAAGAUAUUCCACCUCCUCUUUGACUCUGCUAUUAAAAAUUUCUUGUUUCU
Messenger RNA from Daucus carota subsp. sativus, 1462 nucleotides. Its product is annotated as S-adenosylmethionine synthase 2. Gene Ontology annotation, biological process: S-adenosylmethionine biosynthetic process. The record is from RefSeq and is a predicted model, not a curated record. Gene Ontology annotation, molecular function: ATP binding; methionine adenosyltransferase activity. The transcript is spliced from 2 exons. The coding region runs from base 49 to 1326 and encodes 425 amino acids. Gene Ontology annotation, cellular component: cytosol. Lineage: Eukaryota; Viridiplantae; Streptophyta; Magnoliopsida; Apiales; Apiaceae.